This is a messenger RNA of Lymnaea stagnalis (great pond snail), 17270 nucleotides long. The record is from the annotation of a GenBank genome assembly. NCBI's taxonomy places the organism in Eukaryota, Metazoa, Mollusca, Gastropoda, Lymnaeidae.
CAGUGACAUUUUAAAAAAAUGCUUUCAAAAAGAGUUCAAACGUGACGCAUGAAGCGCGCUGCGUAACAGACGUUUAAAAAAAAACCUCAAUACUAUUUAUAUAAAACGUGUGGAGUUGGUGGGGUGGGGUGGGGUAGGUUUGAAGAGGAAGCAGGACGCUUCAGAAGCAAAAUAUAUAAGAGAUAACGUAAAGUCUUAUAGGCAAGGUCUAUUCUUUUUACAGUAUUAGACUGAACACGUUAUGUACAAUUGGGUUUGUUUGAUGAAAACAACAUAACCACUUACGGUUGUUUAAACAGUGAUACGAAAUUACAUUUUUGUUUGAUGUGCCUGCACUGGGAUAUUUUAUUCUAAAAGUGAUACAUCUCGAGUAAUCUCCAUCACAGACUGACAUGUGGGGAAGUCACCAUGGAAUGUCACGUCAGUCUAUCGGCUCUUUCUAUAGCAGCUUCCUGUAUGGUUAGAAUGCCGCUUCAUUGUGAUCACUUGGAUGGGAAAAUUAUAUCUUCAGAUUUGAUAAGCUUGUGAUCUUCUAACAUGUUGCCUCAUCGAGGGUAGCACACAGGAAGUUCAUUUAAAGUUUCAGUCAUAGUUAAAGAUGUUGACACUGCUCACUCUGCUCAUACUGCUCCAUUUCUGCUCUCAAAAAUUUUUAGAAUGGCUUAGAGGUUUAGAUAAGAGACCUUACCACGAGGUACUGAAACUCUGUCACAUUUCCCUAGGUACUGAAACUGUCACAUUUCCCUAGGUACUUAACCUCUGUCACAUUUCGCAAGGUUCUGAAACUCUGUCAAAUUUACAAUGAGCUGUUGUUCAGUGAUGCUGUCCUCCCCUGCUCAAAUGUCACGUGACCUGCAUCCUCCCGGUUUAGACUUCGAUGCCUUGAUUCUGAAAGUAUUAUCUAGACUUCAUGUCUUUUCCUGUGUGACUUGGUUAUUGCUGGAAGCUAACCUACGUCAUCGCCCUACUCAAAGUUCUCGGGAUUGAGUUCCUCAUCCUCAGCCACCGCAGUCCUGCACUUUACAACUGUGCGGUUGCAGCAUGAGCCAAUCACUUGCAAGUCAGAGGAGAACAUGAAAGAGAACGCAUCACUUCCUUGCUGGGGGUUGAACUUUGACUGGUUCUUAGAGACGGUCGUUGUCAAGAGUUUUAUUUUGAAAGUUGCCAUAAAAGGUUAUCUUUAUGUAUUUAGUAAUAAGACAAGGCUAACCGUUUUGUUCAAAAAUGAAAAAUAAUAUUUCAACACAACUUGAUAGAAACAUUCUUGAAUAUUUCAGUAACCUGGGGACCGAACCCGCUGAAUUCAAACUAUUUUGUAGGCAUGCCCAGGACAACAGCGGAUGCUGAACAUAAUGGCUUUAAAAAGAUCGGUGGCUGUGACAGUAAGCCUAUGUGUUUGUGUUUGUAUUUCUAAGUUUUUGUCACAGUAGGUGUGUGUAUUUGUGACAAUAAGUCUGUGUUUGUUACAGUAUGUCUAUGUGUUUUUGAAUGUAAGUGCUUGUACUUGGGACAUAAGUGUCUGUGUUUGUGACAUUUAGUCUAUUUGUUUGUGACAGUAAAUAUAUAUGAUUAUUGUGACAAUGUUAUGACCCCUUAUAUAUACAUAACCGUUUAUAAUGGGUUCUUUCUUUCUAGGGGUGGGGCGGGUCUUUGAUUGCAGGAGGGCAACCUUCCCUAUACUAGACGACCUAUUAUGUCUUUCAAUUUAAUCUAAGAGCAUGGACAGAAGAGACAACAAAGUCGUUUACUAAGGCAUGAAAGGAAAACACGUCACGACAGCGAUUUUAUUUCACAGUGAAUGUAUUUGACACCAUCAGGAAGUGAUAGCGUGCCAAAGCAAUGACUUACACUAAGAUGGAUUUCAAUCAAAACUCAAGCACGGAAGAAAUGAAGUUGCAAAUGCCAAAGUAUGCUAAGUACUCAAGGAUGGGUGAAGGAUGUGUGAAUGAUGAAUGAAUGGUGAGUGAAUGAUAAGGUUUGCUAAACAUUUUGAAAACAUAGGCCAUUAACGCUGUUACUAGUGUUCAAUUGACAAGCUAACUAUGGCUAUAGAAUUGAACAACACCAACAAAUUGACCACUGGCUACUGGGGACAAGUAUUACGUCAACCUUAGUCUAAUACGGCCAUGAGCAAGUAAACUGGUCUGGCUGGUCUUAGUGGUCUGGCUGGUCUUGGUGGUCUGGCUGGACUAAGUGGUGGUCUGCCUUGUCGGUCUGACUGGUCUGGUUGGUCUUUUUGGUCCAGACGAGUCCAAGACAUUUGGGAGCCAUAGAGGAUGAGUUUCCUCACACAUUUUAAAUGAAGACAACAAGGAAGUGGGGUUGGAGGGGGAGGAACGGAGGCACAGUCACAUUAAUUUUUUUUUUUUAGUUACUAACCUUGACUAAUAGGUAGACAAAAAUAGGAGAAAUAAAUGGCUGACUCCAUAUGACAAAUGGAGACGAAGUCUUUUUUUUUUUUUUUUUUUUUUUGGGGGGGGGGGGGGGAAACUUAUUGUCUUAAAUAACCUUGACUAAUAGGUAGACAAAAAUAGGAGAAAUAAAUGGCUGACUCCAUAUGACAAAUGGAGACGAAGUCUUUUUUUUUUUUUAUUUUUUUAGGGGGGGGGGAGGGACAACUAAUUGUCUUAAAUCGGUGAUGUACCUCUACACGAGUAGACAUUUUUGAGCCGAAAUGUUGUGGUUAACAGCCUAACACUUGCUGACUCUGGACAUAUGGAACUAAACACUUGCUGACUCUUGACAUAGGGAACUAAACAUUUGUUGACUCUGUGCGUAUGGACCUAAACACUUGGUGACUCUUGACAUAGGGAACUAAACAUUUGCUGACUCUGUACAUAUGGAACUAAACACUUGCUGACUCUUGACAUAGGGAACUAAACAUUUGCUGACUCAGGACAAAUGGAACUAAACACCUGGUGACUCUUGACAUAGGGUACUAAACAUUUGCUGACUCUGGACAUAUGGACCUAAACAUUUACUGACUCUGGACAUAUGGAACUAAACAUUUGCUGACUCUGGACAUAGGGAACUAAACACUUGCUGACUUUGGACAUAGGGAACCAAGCACUAGCUGACUCUGGACAUAGGGAGCUAAACACUUGCUGACUCUGGACACAUGGAACUAAACACUUGAUGACUCUGGACAUAGGGAACUAAACAAUUGAUGACUCUGGACAUAGGGAACUAAACACUUGAUGACUCUGGACAUAGGGAACUAAACACUUGCUGACUCUGGACACAUGGAACUAAACACUUGAUGACUCUGGACAUAGGUAACUAAACACUUGAUGACUCUGGACAUAGGGAACUAAACACUUGAUGACUCUGGACAUAGGGAACUAAACAUUUGAUGACUCUGGACAUAGGGAAUUAAACACUUGAUGACUCUGAACAUAGAGAACUAAACACUUGCUGACUCUGGACACAUGGAACUGAACACUUGCUGAUUCUGGACAUACGAAACUAGCUCAACUUUAGUUCAUUCACGAGCCAAGUACGAAUCGAAUGACAGGACAAUAAGAGAAGAACAUUUCGACAAAGUGCCUCCCUCAGAAGACAGGACCAAAAAAAAAAAAUGCAAGAAAUAGGAACUAAUUAAAAACUUAAGUGAUCAACGCUUGUUAACUAAGUUUAUACUUUUAACGGGAGAAAAUUGGCGAAGAAGACUUUUCAAACAGGAGGAUGUUAAUCUAGACAGCUCCAGUUGAUAAUUGAUUUCAAUUUAUAGAGUACGAGAUGUAGCCCGCCAAACAAUGGCGACAGCAAUGCGUGAACUUCCCAUCUACUUAAGUUACUUGACAAAAACGUGAACUGAAGUUACGCACAUUUAAGAAUGCCAAUGUUGCUACAGCCCUCCCCCCCUCCCUUUUUUUUUCAUGAUACUUCACGGCACACUUUUUAUUUCAUGCCGACCCGCGGCUUAGCAUACGCUGUGAGUUGGCUGGCACGCAAGGGUGGUGCAGGAGGAGGGCGGUAGCUCCACCGCAGUGCACUUGUCUCGAGCUCAACCAUGGGCAAGCAAGGGAAGGGGAGGGUUUGUCUGCGUCUUGCUUGCUCUGGCGUAUCUAUAUAUAGCCUGCGUGGUCGUCGUCUUCUUGUUUGCCCUACUUCUGGCGAAUUAUAUAUAUAGAUUAGAAUGGCUGGGAAAAUAGCCAAAGAUUUACUGAAUUAUUCAGAGUUGUACUGUAAUAGUAAACAAGGAUACAUGGCAUCGUAGCUACAGUAAGUCUCUUAGGGUGGGACAGUGAGUCUCUUAGGGUGGACAGUGAGUCUCUUAGGGUGGGGCAGUGAGUCUCUUAGGGUGGGACAGUGAAUCUCUUAGGGUGGGACAGUGAGUCUCCUAGGGUGGGGCAGUGAGGCUCUGAGGGUGGGGCAGUGAGGCGAUUAGGGAGGACAGUGAGUCUUUUAGGGUGGGGCAGUGAGUUUCUUAGGGUGGGACAGUGAGUCUCUUAGGGUGGGGCAGUGAGUCUCUUAGGGUGGGGCAGUGAGUCUCUUAGGGUGGGACAGUGAGUCUCUUAGGGUGGGACAGUGAGUCUCUUAGGGUGGGACAGUGAGUCUCUUAGGGUGGGGCAGUGAGUCUCUUAGGGUGGGACAGUGAGUCUCGUAGGGUGGGACAGUGAGUCUCUUAUUGUGGGACAAUAAUUCUAUUAAGUUGAGAUAAUAAGUCUCUUAGGGUAAGCGGUGAGUCUCUUAGGGUGGGACAGUGAGUCUCUUAGGGUAGGUGGUGAGUCUCUUAGGGUGGGUCGGUGAGUCUCUUAGGGUGGGUCAGUAGGGCCUAGCAGUACAUCGUUAAUUACAUUGCAGCAGAAAUUUAACUAAGUUACAUCGUUAAGUUCAUUUGAAUUGGUUGUUCACUUCACAUACCUUUAUGAUCUCUCCAGCAACUGCCCACUGGCGUGGACAACGUUACAUCAAAAAUGACGACUACGCUGUUGUGUUGCUGUAUGACAUCCAUGGAUUCAUCGCUGGAAUCCAGACAACGGUGGGUUUGUUGUACGCUAACGCGGUGGUCGGCAAACUCAUUAGUCAAAAGAGCCGAAAAUCAGCAGCAGGACGCUUACAAAAUUUUUAGAGCCAAAUUUAUUUUCAAGAAUCUGUCAAGAGCAAUGUUUUUCGGAGUCAAAACCGAUUUGAGGCCACCUGGCCGAGUCGCACUCAGGUCGUUUAAGAGCCGCAUGCGGCUCGUGAGCCGCGAUUUGCAUACUACUGAACGAAAAUAUUUUCUUUGAAAGAAUUUGAUUAUGCAUGGUAGCAGACAGUGGGUCAUGCAAGGUGACAGACAUUGAGUCAUGCAUUAUGACAGACUUUGGUUCAUGCAUGAUGACAUACAUUGAGUCAUGUAUUAUGACAGAUAUUGGGUCAUUGCAUGGUGAGAAAGAUUUAUGAGAACUUGCUGUAUGACGUCAUUCGAGAAGAGUUUGUUAAAGACGGACUACUCUGUUUUUGUUUUGUAUUUUGUUUUUGGUCACAAGUCACGUGAUUUAUUUUCUAAUGGAUUUCAUGAUCAUUUUUUUUUUUUUUUUUUUUUUUUUUUUUUUUUUUUUUUUUUUUUUUUUUUUUUUUGAAAAUAAGAUUAAGAUGUAUACAUUCUAAAAUUGCACUGAUAAAAUGGUAUGAUGUUGUGAAGGGUGGCAAAACUGUAAAAUGAUCAAUUGAUAAGUUAUCAACGGACCAUCGUUUAUUGACACCAUUUGUUGUACAAUUAUCAAUUCACGAGUCAUCAAUAAAUUGCAUAAUUAUCGACUAACCAGUUAUCAACACUCUGCAAAAUUAUUAACUCACCAGUUAUUAACAAACUGUACAAAAAUCAACUCACCAGUUAUCAACAAACUGUAGAAUGAUCAACUCACCAGUUAUUAACAAUCUACACAAAUUAUCAACUCAUCAGUUAUCAACGGACCGUCAAGUAUUGACACCAUCCGCAUUUUUUAUCUUUCCCUGAAGGUUCCCAAAGAUCAAGGGCGAAACUACCCCAAGCCUCCCAUCGAGCCCCCAUUUGUUUCUGAUGGGAACCGUUGGGUUAUUUCCGCCUACUUUGUCGACCCAUGUAAGUAAACUCGCAUAAAGGGACAUAAUGUCUUAGUUUAAUUUCACUACUUUUAACCCCCCCCCUCUCAACUGUAUAUCUAACACGUGGUAUCUACAUUAUUUAUUAAUUAAUUUUUUUUAAAAACAUACUGUCACGUGUUAGUGAGGCUUCGUUUCUUGACCCCGGUGUCCUGGCCACGUCAGCAGAUCGCAGUUAAGUAAGAGUGACACUUUGUUACAUAAGGAGGGUGCCAGACAAGCGUCCAGAUGUGGCCACUUGGCCUACAUUUAAGCCAAGCGACAGUCAGAGAGAGAGAGACUCUUAGAGACAAGAUGCAGGACUAGCUUUCCGGGGCAUGUGCUUAGUACUAGAUAGGGCCCUCCAAUAGCUAGCAGUAAUGGUAAAACAAGGGCUCGACAAAGAGAUCAUGCAGGGCACAACGAGAGGAGGGAGGAGAAGAGGAAGACAGAGAAAAAGUUGGGAACAUAACACCAAAGAGUGGACGGGAUUAAAACUAUGCGAUGCUGUGCGAAGUGCAGAAAUCAGAGACGAAUGGAGGAGGAUGGUUUUCAUGUCAUGUGUGACGCCCCAACGGUCCAAGGACUAAGGGACAUGAUGAUGAUGAUGAUGAUGAAUAGUUAUCAAAGUCCAGUACUCAUUCGAUUUCAUAUUUGUUCCAGGAACUUAUUCAUGUGUUAGUACUCUUUAAAUUACUAUGAUGAGAAUAUAUUGUUAUUGUUAGAGCUUUAUUAAUUUCUUAAUAUUUAAAAUUUCUGUAUCUUUAUUACAAGUUAUAAAGUAACUAAUUUAUUUAGAGCAGGCCUGUGCAACUCAAAAUGUAAGGUGAGCCGUAAUGCAUUAUGAAAAACGUGUACGGUCCAAAAGAAAAUAGGACAGGACUUGUGCGGGCCAAAAGAAUAUAGGCCAUGGGGGGAGCUAUUAAUAAAAUAAAAAUAAUUUAAAAAUUUCGUUACCUCACAGAUCACAAAGUGGGUGCUGGCGGGCCACAUGCGGCCCGCGGGCUGUAUGUUGUGCAGGCCUGAUUUAGAGCACUGAUUGUCUUCAUUUUAGCCCGAGUGUGUCUAAAACCUACCCGUGUUAGACUCUUUUCAAAUUCUUUUAGACCACGAGCCUUUUCAAAUUAAUUGAACACUACAAAAAAAAAAGGGGGGGGGGGUGUGCGUAACUCUACAUAAAAAAUCUUCUUUAUGUUGAUAGCCACUAUCUGCACCAAGGGAAGAACUGUUCAAGAGUUCAACGCAGAGGGCACUGGCACCAACCUGUACAUUCAGAACAGCACCUCACCUGAGCACAGUGUCCUCAUACCUCACAAAGAAGCUGACAUCAGGGGCACAAAAUGGGUGGAAGGAAACUGUUUCCUCACAAUGGGUGAGUUAGCGCAUUGAUAGAUUUAAUCAAACUUUAUAUUUAUGGGCUCAGAUAGUGGUAUAACCCCAAGACAGAUGGUGCUAACGACAAGAAAGAUGGUGCUAACGACAAGACAGAUGGUGCUAACGACAAGACAGAUGGUGCUAACUACAAGACAGAUGGUGCUAACUACAAGACAGAUGAGGCUAACGACAAGACAGAUGGUGCUAACUACAAGACAGAUGAUGCUAACUACAAGACAGAUGGUGCUAACUACAAGACAGAUGAUGCUAACUACAAGACAGAUGGUGCUAACUACAAGACAGAUGGUGCUAACUACAAGACAGAUGGUGCUAACUACAAGACAUAUGGUGCUAACUACAAGACAGAUGGUGCUAACUACAAGACAGAAUUGACCUUACCACAAGACAUAUGGUGACCUAACCGAAAACAGAUGGUGACCUCACCACAAGACAGAUGGUGACCUAACCAAAAACAAAUGUAACCUAACCACAAGAAAGUUGUAACCUAACCACAAGACACAUGUUGACAUAGCCACAAAAGAGAUGGUGACCUACCAAAAAAACAGAUGGUGAUCUAAUCACGAGACAGAUAGUGCCCUAACCACAAGACAAGUCAUUGAACAAUGAUUUUGUGCAUAUGGGAUCUUGUGUUUCCAUCAUGGCGACAGCUCACCUACGGAAUCUAUGAUUAUCUUUCAGUUUAGUAGUUCUUUAUGUGAUGAAAUAGUUAUUUUUUAAAAUCUUAUUAGGGAUCGUUCGCAAAUUAGGUCACGCAAAAAUGACCUUUUCAGAACCCCCCCCCCCAAUUGUCAAAAAAUUAUGUCCCCCUCCCCCACUUAGUGUCAAGUCACACCUUAAAAAAACUAUACAUACAAUUUUCAUAACUAAACUAAGAUUUGAUUUUAUACUUUAACAUUUUCCCAUAAUGGAUGAAGAUGUUCUAUUAUUAGAAAACUGUGACGUAAAACGCAAAACAACGAAAUCCUUCCCGAGCCAAAUGUAAAAUGGCCACAACAGUUUUUGCGUCAUUUUUUCGAUAUGCGCAGAAGGUGUGAGUGACUGAGUAUCACGAUACCGACAACACCUGAGGCCAUUUCGACCUCAAAUUCAUGUUUUUAAAAUUAAUUGAAUAAAGAAUUUUGAAAAUUAGAGCAUUUUAGAUUUUUAUUUUUUAAAAUAAAUUUUGUGACCUCACAAAUUGUUGACUCCCCUCCCCCUGUUGCUAAUUCUCCACCCCCUUACCCCCUGAGUGUCCCCUAAUUUGCGAACGACCCUUUACCUAAAAUCUAAAAUAUGAAAGGAGCUAAAUAAAAAAUAACGGGACCUUAUUAAUAUCAUAUAGAAAUGUUGUUGCUUUUUUGGUUUGAUGAUGUAUCUCAAGGGAAAUAUUCCUCCUUCGAUCAGGCAAGCACUACUGGUACAAUCUGAAGGCCGACAUGAGCUGUGACACGGUCUUCCCGGUAUUUCUCCUGUACAACCACGGAGAGCUGACCGCAUUUGGCUGGGCCCUCAUCACCAACCUGACGUCAACAAGAUACGAACACCCGACACCAUCGUCCUUUGGCGUAAGUUCAAUCAAAUAUAACAUUUCGUUAUUGUACUAAUUUGAUCACAAAACUUUAUUGUUAAUUUUAUGGUGUCUUGGACUGCGGUCAAUCAAAUCGCGUGACGUCUUGCACUGGGGGUCAAUCAAAUCUCCUGACAUCUUGGACUAGGGGUCAAUCAAAUCUCCUGACAUCUUGGACUAGGGGUCAAUCAAAUCUCCUGACAUCUUGGACUAGGGGUCAAUCAAAUCUCCUGACAUCUUGGACUAGGGGUCAAUCAAAUCUCCUAACGUCUUGGACUGGGGGUCAUUCGGCUCAAACUUUCUCCGUGCUGUUACAUUGACUUGUUUUCCGCUUCUCGGUUUCUACUCAAAGUGCCCCCUCAUACCCCCCCCCACCCAAUAAUAUUAGUUCACUAAACAUCUUGUGCCUAAACUUCCUUCGUGCAGAAUACCCCCACUACCUUCAACGCCCCACAUUUAACCCCCUCCAUAAACGUUCGACUCCCACACACACACACCGCAUCAACCCCCCCUCCCCCAAUGAACUGUUUGACGUCAUGUGUAGACAACUCCCCAGAGUAAUAAAUAUUGAUUUAUCAUAAACACAUUUUUAUGGCAGGGCGGAUUGUGAAAGAAAUAAGGCGAACACCAAACAUAAGCGUAUUGCUACCUGCCACCCCUACAGGGGCGGGUCAAGGGAGAUGAGAAGAGGUCAAUACACCCCCACCACCCUAUCUUAAAAAAACAACUGGCCAAACAUAUACGGCAGCAAUGGGUGAAGUUCCCGUCUACUUAAGUUACUGGACAAAACAUGAACUCAAGUAACGUACAUUUAAGACCCCAAAUUUUUGCUACACCCCUUCCCCCAUGUUACGUCACUGCACACUUUUUAUUUCACGCCCAUUAACUAUAUUAAUAUUCUCAUGUCCAGCCACUUUUAUACCGAAUAUUUAUUACACCAUAUUUAAAUUGAGACGAUUUCAUGUUCCGACCAGAAACUAUUACGCACCAAACGCAGUGCCUUAUUUAAAACAAAAUAUCCUUUAGCAUAGUUACCGAGAAUUAUAUUUUGCGAUCUUUUGAACUCACUAUUGAACCAUAAUUUCUUUCAGACAUACAAUAUAAUAUGUAUCAGCAUUCAUUUUAUCAAUUAUUUUACAAAGCAGUGAUUAAUGAAGCAAACGUCUCUUUGUGAAUUAAAGAACUCCAUUACCAACACACCAUUACUAACUACGCCAUCACUGCUGCUCCUGCUAAAACAUAACAACGCCAUUUCCAAUACCCAAAUAUAGGUCACGUCACAAAAUAGGAAGCAUACAGCAAAAGCUACGAAAAUAAUCUCAGUACCAAAUACGCUGAAUAGGAAGCAGUCGGAAAUGGAAGCAGUUUAACAGAAGUAUAAUCUAAAUUAUGAAUAUACCGUAAUUAACUUAUUUAUUGUUUACCACUGACCUGAUCUAAGUCAUACUUUUUAUCAAUUUACAGGUUCGUUUAUUGUAAAUUAUAAAAUUUGUUAAAUUUUAUUGGGCAGCAGUCCGCCCCUUUGUGAUAUCAUUAGAGUCGCGUUGUAGAUCCGAUAAGGUCUAAAGUAGUGAAGACCUCAGUCAGCACAUUUUGCGCCCUCCAGUGGAUUUCUUUGUGGGUAUUAGACCCCAUUAAAAUGAUAACAGGAAUAAUUCAUUGGUUUAAGUUUAUAUGAAACGUUUAAAUUUCUGAGACCCAUCUUGCUCGUCAACCAGCCCCCCAACCCUCCCUAAAGGCCGCACUGAACUGAAGUAUGGCCGAGAACUUAUGUGGGGGGGGGGGGAGUAGAUUAAAUUCGCUCAUCAUAUAAAACACAUUUUUAAAACUAAAUCAACUUUUGAUAUCGAUAGAUGAAUAUUCAGGCGAGCCUGUAUAAUAAGUUGUUAUUGAUUUUAUUCGUUCCCUUUGGGCAUUCCCGUAUCCCUGUUUGUUUGUUCAUUCCGGCAGCUGAGAAGUCUAUGUGGGCGUGGCCAUUCAGAUAGACACAAGUUGGUUUGGGGAGAUCUCUUUAAAAUAUAGAGGAACAGCUGCAGCAGCGCCCCCCCACUAACAAUAAGAAUGUAUGUUGAGUAAAUCUUCAGCGUUGGCCGAUGCUAAAAAUAACAAGAUAGCAAAUGACAUCUCUGAGGGUGUAGAAAGGGAGAUCAAUCAUUCAUUGGGAAUGUUACACGAGACAUCAAUCAUUGAUGGGAUUUGAAUAACAUCAAUCUUUGUGUAUGUGUGUGUGUAGAUGGGAGAGUGUUAGACUUGCAUAUAACAUGUCAGGAAAUUAAUGUUUAUUGAUGACAUCGUGGAGCUCGUGAGACAAACCCCCCGUCCCCCAUUGGAAUAUUUCUUUUGAUUACAAAAAAUAUUAUUUAAUAAAAUGUGCUGCGAAUCCCAACUGUGAUUUACAAACCCACUAUGGCUUCCCCACAGCUUACAUCACAGCUACACCACACAUCGUACAUCACAGCUACACCACACAGCUUGCAUCACAGCUACACUAUACAGCGUACAUCACAGCUACACAACACAUCGUACAUCACAGCUAAACCGCACAGCUUACAUUACAGCUACACCACACAGCUUACAUCACAGCUACAUCAUACAGCGUACAUCACAGCUACACCACACAUCGUACAUCACAACUACACCACACAUCUUGCAUCAUAUCUACACCAUACAGCGUACAUCACAGCUACACCACACAGCGUACAUCACAGCUACACCAUACAGCGUACAUCACAGCUGCAGCUUACAUCACAGCACACAGCUUACAUCACAGCUAAACCCCACAGCUUAUAUCACAGCUACACCACAAGUUUACAUCACAGCUACACCACACAGCUUACAUUACAGCUACAUCACACAGCGUACAUCACAGCUACACCAUACAGCGUACAUAACAGAUACACCACACAUCUUACAUUACAGCUGCACCACACAGCUUACAUCAUAGCUACACCAUACAGCAUACACCACAGCUACAUCAUACAGCUUACAUCACAGCUACAGCUUACAUCACAGUGACACCACACAUCUUAAAUUACAGCUGCACCACACAGCUUACGUCACAGCUACACCAUACAGCGUACAUCACAGCUACACCAUACAGCGUACGUCACAGCUACAGCUUACAUCACAGCUACACGACACAGCUUACAUCACAGCUACACCAUACAGCGUACAUCACAGCUUCACUACACAGCUUACCUUACAGUUACACCACACAGCUUACAUCACAGCUACACCAUACAGCGUACAUCACAGCUACACCAUACAGCGUACAUCACAGCUACACCACAGAGCUUACAUCACAGCUACACCAUACAGCGUACAUCACAGCUACACCACACAUCUUACAUUACAGCUGCACCGCACAGCUUACAUCAUAGUUACACCAUACAGCGUACAUCACAGCUGCACCAUACAGCAUACAUUACAGCUACAGCUUACAUCACAGCUACACCACACAUCUUACAUUACAGCUGCACCACACAGCUUACAUCACAGCUACACCAUACAGCGUACAUCACAGCUACACCAUACAGCGUACAUUACAGCUACAGCUUACAUCAAAGCUACACCACACAGCUUACAUCACAGUUACAACCCACAGCUUAUAUCACAGCUACACCACAAGUUUACAUCACAGCUACACCACACAGCUUACAUCACAGCUACACCCCACAGCUUACAUCACAGCUACACCAUACAGCGUACGUCACAGCUUCACUACACAGCUUACAUUACAGCUACACCAAACAGCUUACAUCACAGCUACACCACACAGCUUACAUUACAGCUACACCACACAGCUUACAUCAGAUUGUUUAUCGUGCCAAGACUAUGUAUUUUAGCCAAAAGAUAACUAUGGGUAAAACCAGCAGGCAGUUGUUUGAUGUCACCUUAGGGGGAGUAACAAAGGGACUGCGCUUCCUUCGGUGUUUCCCCUGCCCCAGCAACCAGAUAUUUUCUGUGAUUUCUUUACAAGCAAAAUUGCUGGCAUUCGCGCUGAGCUUGAUCGUCUUGAUGCACCACCCCUUGAAUUGCCUCCUUUCCCUUGUCUUACUUCACAUUUCAAUAUUUUUAAACCUGUUUCAGAACUUGAGGUCAAAAGUAUAAUUUUAAAAUCUAAACCUACGUCAUGUUCUUUGGAUCCCAUCCCAACCCCCCUGUUGGUUGAGUCAUUAGAUAUCUUGCUCCCAACGAUAACCCGCUUAAUAAAUGAAAGCUUAUAUUCUGGCACUGUUCCGCCUCUUUGCAAAUCAGCUGUCAUCAAACCAUUGCUUAAGAAGCCCUUUCUGGAUGAAAAUAAUUUAAAAAACUAUAUACCUGUAUCUAACUUAUAAUUUUUAUCUAAAGUUAUUGAAAAACUAGUCCUAAAACAACUUUUUGCUUACUUAAACGAUAACUCUCUUCUCAGUUCUAAUCAGUCGGCCUAUAGACAUUUCCAUAGCACGGAGACAGCUCUCUUGAGAGUCAGUAAUGACCUCUUGCGCGCAAUGGACAUCGGUAAUGUCUCCAUUCUGAUCCUCUUAGACCUCAGUGCGGCCUUUGACACUGUUGACCAUAAAAUUCUUUUCAAAACCCUUGAAAACUACUUUGGAAUUUCUUGUUCAAUUUUGGCUUGGUUUAGGUCCUACCUCUCUGAUAGAACGCAAAUGCUCUCUGUCGAUGGCUGUAUCUCCGGCAGUGCUGAUUUGGUGUACGGAGUGCCCCAGGGGUCCGUUUUGGGUCCGGUUCUAUUCAUAAUGUAUACCAGGCCUCUGCUCCUCUUGCUUGGGAGGCAUGCUGUAGAGAACAGACAGCUUGUAGUCGAUGCGUGCUUGUAUACAAGCACGCAUCGACUACAAGCUGUCUGUUCUCUGUCACAACUUUUUCUCGGAUUCCUGCCCUUCCUAUCUAACUGAACGUCUUUCUGUCUAUUCACCCCUUCGACAACCUCGCUCCUCCGCAGACUCGCGUAUUCUGUCCGUUCCCAAGACACGCACUAAAUUAUAUGGUGAACGAUCUUUCUCUUUCUGCGCCCCCAAACAAUGGAAUUCUUUGCCACUACACAUCCGCAAUAUAACAACCACACAGGCCUUCAAAACUGCACUCAAAACACAUCUAUUUAAACUAUACUACUCUGACUGAUUCUCCUCCUAUAAACCGAUAAACGUACAUGGGUUUCCUUGUAAAAAUGUCUGGUGUGGGUGGAUGAAUAGACCUUAUUUCAUUUAUGUAUUUUAUUUUAAUAUUAUGAUUAUGCCUCUUUGCUAUAUAUGUACAGCGCGGUGAGCCCAGCCCUAGGGUACCGCGCUAUAUAAGACCACUUAUUAUUAUAUCACAGCUACACAAUACAGCGUGCAUCACAGCUACACCACACAUCUUACAUUACAGCUGCACCACACAGCUUACAUUAUAGCUACACCAUACAGCGUACAUUACAGAUACUCCAUAGGUUGCAUCAUAUCUAUACCGCAGCUACCCCAUGACUUCCCCACAGUUGCACAACAGCGUACAUCACAGCUACUCCACAACUAACAUCUCAGCUACAGCACAACUACAGCUUCACCCUCCUUACAGAGGUGAAACAGACAUAUGGAUAUGCCUCCCGAAAAUAUUUUUUAUAAAAGUAAGACCCUUUUAAAUGCCCUUUGAAGAGCAAAUAGAGACUGACCGAAUUUCAGCUUCGUUGCCGAAGGUGGUCAUUUCAUCACUUUCGGCUCAUCAAUUUUAUCAUAGGCAAAGGUGAAUAAUAAUGCACAAUCCUGGGAAAUGGUAAUAUUUCUCCUUUUAUUUUUGUUUCAAUUUUAAACAAAAAUUAAGGAAACCUUGGUUUUUUCUAUUCAUCAUUAUCAUGCUCAUAAACAUUGAUAUUGACGAAAUAACCAGUGUGUUCAUGUAUCUCUGGCUUGUAUUAUAAUUAUGUAGUAGGCCUACUGCAGACCUGUUCACAUUUAUGAUUUAGACGACCAAUUUAGAUGCCUUGCAGCUCUCUGCCGAGACCCGUCAGAAGAAAUAUAAAAAAAAAAAAAACGGUUAACGACUCCCACCCCCCCCUCACCUUUUCCAAGGAAGUUGAGGAAAGUUGGUCACCGAACGAAAUAAUUACGUCACCAACACGGUAAGAAUAAUGUGUUGGUACUAGGCUAAAUGUUAAUACAGGGAUGUCUUGCCAGCUAUUUAUGAAAACACAAAGCAUUAGUAUGACGAAAACCGAGAAACAUUGUGGUGAUAUUCCUAUAGCCUUAAACUUAAUAACUAAUAUUUAGGUGACAAUUGGCUUUAUUAGAGCCACAAAAAUAAUUCAAGGGUCUAUUUUGAAUGCAUUUUGCGCCUCUACCCCCCCCCCCCACCCCCGGUCAAAUUUUAGGUGAUAUUCCUAUAGCCUUAAACUUAAUAACUAAAAUUUAGGUGACAAUUGGCUUUAUUAGAGCCCCAAAAAUAAUUCAAGGGUCUAUUUUGAAUGCCUUUUGCCCCCCCACCCCCCCCCCCCCAACCCCCGGUCCAAUUUUCUCUUAUCAUACUACUUAAAAGAACAUUUUAAAGAAAUUUCUUAAAGGGAAGUAGCCAACAGAGGCAAUUUUAUUCUCAUGCCUGGUGUUGUAUGUAGCCAUUGAACAGAGCAAUAGAUGGACCAUCAAUUAGAUAAAUGUAUUUAUGUUGUAUGUAGCCAUUGAACAGAGGCAAGAGCCAUGCUUGUUGGCCUAGGGACCUGCAACUUGUUUCAAGUCCAAAUCUGCAUUCUUGCACUGAACCAGGUUUGGUACGAGUAGCUAAUGGGACCAGUACAUUACAUCUCAGGAUGCUACUUUGACUUUUUGUUGUGUCUAUAGUUAACACCACAGGUGGUGAGGAACGGCGAGGAACACCACAGGUGGUGAGGAAUGGUGAGGAACACCACAGGUGGUGAGGAGUGCUGUGGUGAUGAAUGGUGAGGAACACCACAGGUGGUGAGGAGUGCUGUGGUGAGGAAUGGUGAGGAACACCACAGGUGGUGAGGGAUGGUGAAGAACACCACAGGGGGUGAGGAGUGCUGUGGUGAGGAAUGGUGAGGAACACCACAGGGGGUGAGGAAGGGUGAGGAACAAGGUGGUGAGGAGUGCUGUGGUGAGGAAUGGUGAGGAACACCACAGGUGGUGAGGAGUGCUGUGGUGAGGAAUGGUGAGGAACACGAGAGGUGGUGAGGGAUGGUGAAGAACACCACAGGUGGUGAGGAGUGCUGUGGUGAGGAAUGGUGAGGAACACCACAGGUGGUGAGGAAUGGUGAGGAACACCACAGGUGGUGAGGAAUGGUGAGGAACACCACAGGUGGUGAGGAACACCACAGGUGGUGAGGAACACCACAGGUGGUGAGGAAUGGUGAGGAACACCACAGGUGGUGAGGAGUACUGUGGUGAGGAAUGGUGAGGAACACCACAGGUGGUGAGGGAUGGGAGGAACACCAGAGGUGGUGAGGAAUGGUGAGGAACACCACAGGUGGUGAGGAGUGGUUAGGAGUACUGUGGUGAGGAAUGGUGUGGAACACCACAGGUGGUGAGGAGGCUGUGGUGAGGAAUGGUGAGGAACAUCAUAGGUGGUGAGGAGGCUGUGGUGAGGAAUGAUGAUGAACACCACAGGUGGUGAGGAAUGGUGUGGAACACCACAGAUGGUGAGGAUUGCUGUAGUGAGGAAUGGUGGGGAACACCACAGGUGGUGAGGAAUGGUGGGGAACACCGCAGGUGGUGAGGAAUGCUAUGGCGAGGAAUGGUGUGGUGAGGAAUGCUAUGGCGAGGAUAUUUGUGGUGAGGUAUGGUGUGGUUCCUCAGUUGUCGUCACACUUGCCAUGUAUUUAAUGAGUUCCGAUCAAUUCGAUCUACCGUUAGCUUUUAAAAAUACAAUUUUUAAUUUUGUUGAAACAAAACUUUUGAUGGAGUGUUUACCAACUGGUGCCAAUAAAAUAAUGACGCUUCUCUUGAAUAAAUGCAUGGUUAUAAACUGUAAUUAUUAUGAUGUCCAUGAUACCGUCUCAGAACAGCACCUUGUGAGAAAUGAACAAUCCCCUUGCCUAACAUCAUCAUUUGAUUGUAAUGUGUUUUAUUAUGGCUUAUAGUUAUACACACGAGCCUUACCCUGAAUUAGAUAUGUGUCUUUGGUCCUUAGAUGUCAUUAUAUUUUGACAUUGACAUGUCUUUGGUCCUAAGAUGACAUUUGAUUGUAUUUGACAGAUUUUCAUGAAAACGGUCCCCACCUGCCUGAACACAGCAGGAGUCCUCUCAACAAUGCAUAUCUACCUUACUGGAAACUAUGCCCUGGAUACCUGCUAGGU